Messenger RNA from Chinchilla lanigera (long-tailed chinchilla), 2558 nucleotides. It is a transcript of the gene Dpf2, whose product is annotated as D4, zinc and double PHD fingers family 2. The transcript is spliced from 13 exons. Gene Ontology annotation, biological process: nervous system development. Gene Ontology annotation, cellular component: nBAF complex. Bases 215 to 1372 code for a protein of 385 amino acids. NCBI's taxonomy places the organism in Eukaryota, Metazoa, Chordata, Mammalia, Rodentia, Chinchillidae. The record is from RefSeq and is a predicted model, not a curated record.
GGGUUUCAGGGCCUCCCGGCCUGAGGGAGAGGAGCAGGGAAGAUGGCGGCUGUUGUGGAGAAUGUAGUGAAGCUUGUCAGGAUCAAUUCCCAUCAGCAGAAACAAAGGAGCUGCUGCACUCAGCCUUGUUUAUCCAAUUUUCCUUUGCGUGGUGAGGACGUGGCUGCCUCCUGAAAGCUAGCACAUCCUUGGGGAGCAGUAUUACAAAGAUGCCAUGGAACAGUGCCACAAUUACAAUGCCCGCCUCUGCGCUGAGCGCAGUGUGCGCCUGCCUUUCUUGGACUCUCAGACUGGAGUGGCUCAGAGCAACUGUUACAUCUGGAUGGAAAAGCGACACCGGGGUCCAGGCUUGGCCUCUGGCCAGCUAUACUCCUACCCUGCCCGGCGCUGGCGGAAAAAGCGACGUGCCCACCCACCUGAAGAUCCUCGGCUUUCCUUCCCAUCUAUUAAACCAGACACAGACCAGACCCUGAAGAAAGAGGGACUCAUCUCUCAGGAUGGCAGCAGUUUAGAAGCUCUGUUGCGCACUGACCCCCUGGAAAAGCGAGGUGCCCCGGAUCCCCGGGUUGAUGAUGACAGCCUAGGCGAGUUUCCUGUAACCAACAGUCGAGCACGGAAGCGGAUCUUAGAACCAGAUGACUUCUUGGAUGACCUUGAUGAUGAGGACUAUGAAGAAGACACUCCCAAGCGUCGAGGCAAAGGGAAGUCCAAGGGUAAGGGUGUGGGCAGUGCCAGGAAGAAGCUGGAUGCUUCCAUCCUGGAGGACCGGGAUAAGCCCUAUGCCUGUGACAAUAGUUUCAAACAAAAGCAUACCUCGAAAGCGCCCCAGAGAGUUUGUGGGAAACGUUACAAGAACCGACCUGGCCUCAGCUACCAUUAUGCCCACUCCCACCUGGCUGAGGAGGAGGGUGAGGACAAGGAAGACUCCCAGCCCCCCACCCCUGUUUCUCAGAGGUCGGAGGAACAAAAGUCCAAGAAAGGUCCUGAUGGAUUGGCUCUGCCCAACAACUACUGUGACUUCUGCCUGGGGGACUCAAAGAUCAACAAGAAGACAGGACAACCCGAGGAGCUGGUGUCCUGUUCUGACUGUGGCCGCUCAGGGCACCCAUCCUGCCUCCAGUUCACCCCUGUGAUGAUGGCAGCUGUGAAGACCUACCGCUGGCAGUGCAUCGAGUGCAAAUGCUGCAACCUCUGCGGUACCUCCGAGAACGAUGACCAGCUGCUCUUCUGUGAUGACUGUGAUCGUGGCUACCACAUGUACUGUCUUACCCCAUCCAUGUCUGAGCCCCCUGAAGGAAGUUGGAGCUGCCACCUAUGUCUGGACCUGUUGAAGGAGAAAGCCUCCAUCUACCAGAACCAGAACUCCUCCUGAUGUGCCGCUCCUAGCUCCCCACACACCUAAGGGUGUCUCUCUCCUUCACUUUGUUUUUUCAUAUCCACUCUUACCUUCUUCCUUUCUUUCACAAGUCCAGAACUUUGGGGUGGUCAUGCCAACCUGCCAUUGGCAACAGCAAGCAGAGGUAGCAGCUCUGACCGCCUCUGGCCCCAGGUCCUCAGGGAGAAAGGAGUGGCUCCCUGCCCCAAGGUAUUCCUGUGGGCCCAGCUUCUCUCUGCUGUCUGUGAAGUGCAUUCACUCUGCUUGCCUUGGGCCCAGGCCCUGGUGAUCACAGGGUUCAAACCAUGUCCUCUGAGAAAGAGUGGGAGAGCAGCUCACUCAUCUCGGCCUGGCCUCCAGUCUGGUCUCCAGGGUUCUCCUUCCCCCAGAGCUGAGCCAGGCUGGGCCUCCACCAGGAGCAGCUGGGAGUGAGCAGGCUGGGGCCAUGCUCUCCAGCAGCUUUCCAUGCCCUUUGUGCUGCUUCACCUUGCCACCUCCCUCCAGGGUGGCCCUCUGUGCCCUCUGUCCUGCCACUCUGAGUCCUUUGAGCCAGGACUCUCUCCUGGCUCUUCCCUGUCACACCCCUCCCAGGGGAGUAGCACCUGCACCUGUCCUGUGCUUGCCUGGCACCCUCAUGGGCAGUCUCUAGUACCCCAAGCACUCACUCCUUCAGGAUUCCUGUCUUCUGCCUCCCUCCCGUUCCCUUUGUUUUGUGAGGAGAGGGGAUGCCUUGGGGCUAGGCCAGCAGCUUGGGGGCCAUGGGGAGCCGUUGGAUAAUGUGCCUGUUUUUUAACUCGACAAAAAAGCCUACCUCCAAAAUCCCCUUUUUGUUCUUCCUGGACCUGGGCAUUCAGCCUCCUGCCCUUAACUGAAUUGGGAACGUCUGCCUCCUGCUUGUGUCUCCUGGCCCCCUUGUCACAGGGGAGCCACAUAAACAUUCACUUCUCUGCACACACUCUAGCAGCUGGUAAGAUCUUCAUGUCCUGAUUCAUUGGAUUUCUGCUCAGCACCACCAACAUUAAGUAGGAAGGGGAGAGUCUGUGCCAGGACACCACCAAGUGGCCUUCCCCCUUGGCUGUGGGCAGGCGCUAACUCACUGUCAUUUUGGAGUUGAGGUCUUUUUCCCCUCUUUAGUUCCUGUACUCUAUAAACAUUAGUAAAAAAUAAACAUUUUUACAGAGCC